CAGUGUGGGAUCAUGGGGAUCAAGUCAAGCAGGGGGCCGGUUUGGGGAGACUUGUUCCACAACGGCACUAGCACUCACAACGAUCAGUUACACACUGCUGAAAUUUGGUUCAGUACCUGAGAGUCUUCCUUUCUCUGUCGGUAGUAUUAUCACCAAGAAAGCAGUUGGUGAGUCCCCGUCCACCAUCAUGGCUUUGCUUUCACGAUCGCUGUUGCUGCUGGGCUUCGCAGUGGCCGCUGGCCUCCUGGAGCGUGUCGACGCCCAGGACUUCUCCUUCAGGCUGUCCAACACGCUGGGAUCAAACAUGGUGUUACAACGUGCACCCCGGCAAGCUGCCGUGUGGGGCUGGUCCAAACCCCAGGAUACAGUCACGGUGACUGUGGAUAAAACACCGGGUGUUGCAGCUACGGCAGAUAGCACCGGAAUGUGGAAGGCCAUGCUGUCACCAAUGGAGGCCGGUGGUCCGCAUGUAGUAACUGCAUCGUCCAAAGCCAACACGACAGUGCUAUCCAUGGAGAAUGUCCUGUUCGGUGACGUCUACAUCUGCAGCGGACAGAGUAACAUGCAGUUCACUCUCGAUCAGGCCUUCAACGCCACCGCAGAAGCAGCAGCUGCAGAUGGAUUUCCCAACAUUCGCGUCUUCACUGUUGCACUGAAGCCCUCGCUGAAGCCAGAACUGGAGCUGCUGGGCAUCACAGAGCCCUGGAUGGCUGCAUCUAAGGCAUCCAUUGGCGGUGGCGGAGCGUGGAAGUACUUCUCUGCUGUCUGCUGGCUCUUUGGACGUGACUUGUACACGUCCUUCGAUGGCAAGAUCCCUAUUGGAUUGAUAAGCAACAACUGGGGAGGCACCACCGUGCAGUCGUGGAGCAGUGCAGAGGCUCUGGAGAAGUGCAAUCAGACCCUGACAGAGGGCGCCGAGGAUGUUCAGACCUGGCCAGAUGUUACUGAGCAGUUUUCUGAGGAAUACUUCCUGGGUCAAAGUGACAGUCAGGGUGUGAACGGACCUCUGGCCAGUGAUUUGUCAAUCCGCUACAAUGGAAUGAUCAGUCCUUACAGGCCCAUGCAAAUCUCUGGUGCUAUCUGGUAUCAAGGCGAGAGCAAUGUUGGAGCUGGAGCACGCAAGGGUGGUGAAUAUUACGCUUGCCAGUUCCCGGCCAUGAUUGCCGACUGGAGAGUGAAGUUCAACCAGUCCGACAUGUACUUUGGAUUUGUCCAACUGGCGCCAUGGCUUGAUGGUUCUACCAACAUGACACUGAUUGCAGAACUUCGUCAGUCACAGCUAGCCGCUCUCAAGCUACCCAAGGUUGGCGUGGCAACGGCAGCCGACCAUGGAGAUCCGACGUCGCCAUUCGGCAGCAUUCACCCUCGCGACAAGCAGGUGGUCGGUGCACGCCUGGCGUUGAAUGCACUGGGUCUUCAUUACGGCAUGACAACCAUGGAGUACCAGUCACCAUUCCCCAGUGGUGCUGAACCAGUAUCGGUCAAGGCACAAGGCGCCGGCAUGUUUGAAGUUUCCAUUGCGUUGUCGGUAACCUCAUCCAGUGUACAGCUGCAGUGGAAGCUUGUCAAUGCCACGUGCAUGGAGAAAGUGCCGCCCCAAGAAUGCUCAACGUUCGAGUUCCAGGCGGCCAGCGAUAAAUCCUGGCAUAUGGCGGAUUCAGUUUCUAUUCUGGACAACAAGAUCACCGUCACAGGAGUUGUGCCGGGUACGACAGCCGUGCAGGCACAUCCCGUGUCCGGUGUUCGCUACGCAUACUCCACAUGGCCAGUCAUGACACUGUACACUGCUGCUGAUUUGCCGCUGCUGCCUUUUACAAUGGCAUUCUAGUGAGCAUGUGUUUUGUUUCCCAAAUGAUAUCAAUAUUAUGAAUUUGAUUCAAUUCAAAAUUCAAUUCAAGUACUUGGUAUUACAAGAUUGGCAUUUGGACAUAUCCUGUGAUUUCCUGUACAUAUCAACUCACUGUCUCUUCCGCACACUGUACUGAACGGUAUCUUGCACUUCAACGUCCUACUUGGUGAAGCUUGUCGCAGCCAU
Sycon ciliatum is the source of this 2035-nucleotide messenger RNA. RefSeq names its product sialate O-acetylesterase-like. Gene Ontology annotation, molecular function: sialate O-acetylesterase activity. The coding region runs from base 188 to 1828 and encodes 546 amino acids. NCBI's taxonomy places the organism in Eukaryota, Metazoa, Porifera, Calcarea, Leucosolenida, Sycettidae. The transcript is spliced from 13 exons. The record is from RefSeq and is a predicted model, not a curated record. Gene Ontology annotation, biological process: carbohydrate metabolic process.